UUUGUGAGGGUGAGGUUCCAAAAAUCUCUCUAAAAUAAAUUAAAAACUCAUCUCUCUUCUGCCAAGAAUCUCCCUUUGUGUAAGAAAAGCUUAAACCUUUUCUGUGUGUUCUUCGACCAUGACAAGGGUUAGCUUCUUGCUUGCUCUGGUAAUGACGGUGGUGGUGAUUCUCACUCCUUCAGUCGUCUCCGGCGAAAAUGGUUUCUCCGAUCUCAAAAUCCGCACCCACUUAAAAAGACUCAACAAGCCAGCUCUCAAAUCCAUAAAGAGCCCAGAUGGAGAUAUAAUAGAUUGUGUCCCAAUCACCGACCAACCAGCUUUGGCUCAUCCUCUGCUCAUUAACCACACUGUCCAGAUGAUUCCAAGUGUCAACCCAGAGAGUGUCUUUAGCGAGAGCAAAGUUUCAUCAAACACCAAGAAUCAGCAGUAUAGUGCUGCUAUAUCUCAGCUUUGGCAUGUGAAUGGGAAAUGCCCAGAGAACACAGUUCCAAUCAGAAGAACGACAAAGCAAGAUCUUUAUCGAGCGAGUUCCGUUGAGAAGUUCGGUAUGAAGAGUCAGAAAAGUAUCCUUAAGCGUAAAUCUUAUGAGCCAGCUAGUGUCCUUACACAAAAUGGUCAUCAGCAUGCGAUAAUGUAUGUGGAAGAUGGAGUUUUCUACGGGGCGAAAGCGAAGAUCAAUGUAUGGAAACCGAACGUGGAGAUGCCUAAUGAGUUUAGCUUGGCUCAGAUUUGGGUUUUGGGUGGAAACUUCAAUUCUGAUCUUAAUAGUAUCGAAGCUGGCUGGCAGGUAAGUCCACAGUUGUAUGGUGAUAGUCGCACCAGGCUCUUCACUUAUUGGACUAGUGAUGCAUACCAAGGAACAGGCUGCUACAAUCUUCUGUGCUCAGGAUUCGUUCAAAUCAAUAGGGAGAUUGCAAUGGGUGGAUCAAUCUCGCCUCUGUCAAGCUUUGGAGACUCUCAGUAUGACAUUACCAUACUUAUCUGGAAGGAUCCAAAAGAAGGACACUGGUGGUUACAAUUUGGAGAGAAGUACAUAAUAGGAUACUGGCCAGCUUCACUCUUCUCUUACUUAUCAGAAAGUGCAUCAAUGAUCGAAUGGGGUGGUGAAGUGGUUAACUCGCAGUCUGAGGAAGGACAACACACUACAACUCAGAUGGGAAGUGGGAGGUUCGCAGGGGAAGGUUGGGGCAAAGCUAGUUACUUCAAGAACAUUCAAAUAGUUGAUGGAUCAAAUGAGCUGAGAAGCCCUGAUAAUCUUCAAGUGUUCACUGAUCAAGAGAACUGUUACAAUGUCAAGAGUGGCAGUGGAGGUUCUUGGGGAAGUCACUUCUAUUAUGGUGGUCCGGGUAGAAACCCUAGUUGCCCCUAAGAUCCGUGUACCUAGAUCAUUCCAAAUUAAUCAUCAACUGUAUAAAGCAUAUAUUAUAUAUACACAUUCUUAAGUAUAUUGGUUUCGGAUUGCAAGAGUGGCUUAUUGAUUGUUUCUAUGGUGUGAAGAGAAAAUGAAUUUCUAUAAAGAACAUUGUCACAUGUGUAUACUGAAAUCUAUAUGAUCACAUCAAUGAAUGAUAUUUAUUUUGUUAA
Messenger RNA from Raphanus sativus (radish), 1584 nucleotides. RefSeq lists its product as uncharacterized. The record is from RefSeq and is a predicted model, not a curated record. Bases 119 to 1369 code for a protein of 416 amino acids. The transcript has 7 exons. Lineage: Eukaryota; Viridiplantae; Streptophyta; Magnoliopsida; Brassicales; Brassicaceae.